Ilex paraguariensis (yerba mate) is the source of this 2659-nucleotide messenger RNA. The record is from the annotation of a GenBank genome assembly. NCBI's taxonomy places the organism in Eukaryota, Viridiplantae, Streptophyta, Magnoliopsida, Aquifoliales, Aquifoliaceae.
CUCACUAUGAAAGUGUUCUCCCUUGCAUUUUAAAUGCCCUUGAGGAUGCAUCUGAUGAAGUUAAGGAAAAAUCAUACUAUGCAUUGGCAGCAUUUUGCGAGAAUAUGGGUGAGGAAAUCCUUCCUUUUCUUGAUCCGUUGAUGGGAAAAUUACUGGCUGCCCUCCAAAGUAGUCCUCGUAAUUUGCAGGAGACGUGUAUGUCUGCAAUUGGGUCAGUUGCAUCUGCUGCAGAGCAAGCGUUCAUUCCAUAUGCUGAGAGGGUUCUAGAGUUGAUGAAAAUUUUUAUGGUGCUUACAAAUGAUGAGGAUCUCCGUUCACGUGCAAGGGCCACCGAAUUGGUUGGCAUAAUUGCAAUGUCUGUUGGGAGGACGAGGAUGGAACCAAUUUUACCGCCUUUUGUUGAAGCUGCAAUAUCUGGAUUUGCAUUGGAGUUCAGUGAGCUUCGCGAGUACACUCACGGAUUCUUCAGCAAUGUGGCAGAAAUUUUGGAAGACGGUUUUAGUCAGUAUCUUCCACAUGUUGUACCUUUGGCAUUUUCCUCCUGCAAUCUUGAUGAUGGCUCGGCUGUGGACAUUGACGAUUCUGAUGAGGACGGAAAUGUUAAUGGAUUUGGUGGAGUGUCAUCUGAUGAUGAAGCUCAUGAUGAACCAAGGGUUCGCAAUAUCAGUAUAAGAACAGGAGUGUUGGAUGAAAAGGCUGCUGCCACGCAAGCCCUUGGCUUAUUUGCUCUGCACACGAAGAGUUCCUAUGCACUCUAUUUGGAAGACUCACUGAAGAUUUUUGUAAGGCACUCGACCUAUUUUCAUGAGGAUGUUCGGCUGCAGGCCAUUAUUGGUCUGAAAUAUAUUUUGACAGCUGCACAUGCGGUCUUCCAAGAUCAUAAUGAAGGGACAGUGAGAGCUAAAGAAAUUCUUGAUGCUGUGAUGAAUAUUUACAUCAAGACAAUGACAGAAGAUGAUGACAAGGAAGUAGUUGCUCAAGCUUGUAUGAGCACGGCUGACAUCAUCAAGGAUUUUGAGUACAUUCCCAUUGAGCCUUAUAUGGCUCAACUUGUUGAAACAACGUUGGUGUUGCUUCGGGAGGAGUCAACUUGUCAGCAAACAGAAUCUGAUAGUGAAAUAGAUGACGAUGAUGCUGAACAUGAUGAAGUUCUUAUGGAUGCAGUUUCUGACCUCCUCCCUGCAUUUGCCAAGGCCAUGGGUUUUCAUUUUGCACCGAUUUUCUCAAAGCUGUUUGAACCUUUAAUGAAAUUUGCGAAAGCUUCACGCCCACCACAAGAUCGGACCAUGGUGGUUGCAUGCCUUGCAGAAGUUGCUCAGAAUAUGGGAGGUCCAAUUGCUGGCUAUAUUGAUGCUCUGAUGCCCUUGGUACUUAAAGAAUUAGCUUCAUCAGUGGCAACUAAUAGGAGGAAUGCGGCAUUUUGUGUUGGGGAGUUGUGCAAAAAUGGGGGCGAGUCUGCCCUGAAAUACUAUGGCGAUGUGUUACGUGGCCUUUAUCCCCUUUUUGGGGAAUCCGAGCCAGAUGAUGCAGUAAGGGACAAUGCUGCUGGUGCUGUGGCACGGAUGAUAAUGGCGCACCCUGAGUCCAUCCCUCUAAAUCAGGUGUUUUUUCUGUUCUAUCAUGCUCUUUUAUUUAGUAUAUUCUCAGCUCGCUUAGUUUUGUCUGUUUAUUACCUUUUUUGCAGGUUCUACCUGUUUUCUUGAAAGUUCUUCCUUUGAAAGAAGAUCAUGAGGAAUCAAUAGCUGUCUAUAGUUGUGUCUCUAAUCUGGUUUUAUCAUCGAAUUCUCAGAUCCUGUCUCUGGUUCCAGAGUUGGUUAACCUAUUUGCCCAAGUUGCUGCAUCAUCUGUUGAAACUCCUGAAGUCAAAGCUCAAAUAGGCAGGGCUUUCUCUCACCUGAUUUCACUAUAUGGUCAUCAAAUGCAACCCCUUUUGGGCAAUCUUUCACCUACGCAUGCUAAUGCACUAGCUGCAAUUGCGCCAAAGAGUUGACAGCUGAUCAAGCCAGCCAGCUGAGUCAUUUCGUUACUUUUUGGCAGUACUGUUUUCACUAAUGGGCUCAUUUCUCAGACUCUUAUUACCAUUAGGAGCUGGUUAUGAUCACCAGAACGAGGAUUGUUUUCUCAUCCAGAAAACCAAAACUCAGACAUUUGUAUUGUGGGAGAAAUAUAUCUGCCAAUAUGCAACGGUCCCACAUUCUACCCCUAUAAUAAACGUGUAAGAGUUGUUAAAAUACUGUCGGUAGUGUUUCUUAUAAUCAAUACUCUCUUUUGAUAUUUCAGUUUUAUUAUGUUGCUUAAUGUUCAUAUCCAUCAUGCAGGUUGUGGUUUGCCUUCUUCCAGCUGUCUAGUUAAAUUACUUGUGUGGAGAUUGGCUUUUUCUUCCAGUUUUGAUGUAUUCAUAGUGUUCCUUUUCCCCAUUCUUUAUUUACUCAUUAUUUAUGUUUGCUUGCGGUGUCCAUUUAGUUCUUCAAUUGUUGAGCUUAAGUUGUAAGAAUUAUGUUGUGAGAGGAUCUUGUAAAUCCCAUAUUUAUACCGUGUAACAAGGUUUGUAAAAUAAUGCUUUUUCCCCUCGACGCUGUUCAAGAUUGUCCCUUGUCAGAGAUACGAUGGGUUUUUUCUCUUUUAUUGACAAUUUCAAUUGAUCAAUUUUGAAGUUGGC